CACUCUUUCUCUCUAAUUUUACAGUUUGUAUCUCCCCUUCAAAGAACAUGAAUAAAAAUAAAUAUGACACACGUCAUGGAAAAUGACAGUAGAUUAGUUUGCCAUUCCGGUUUAGUUGAAAUGCAUGUAUUGUGUAUAUGACAUGUGUCAUAAUGUUUACAGAUUGAAAAAUGUCCGAUGCAGUCUCGCGGCCAGACGACCUUGUUCAGAGAGGUCCCAAAGUGCACGUGUGGUUUUCACACUCAAAAGGCCACAGUCUCUACUGGACAAGCACCAAUGGUUGUGGAGCAACAGUCUGCCGCUACUGGACCAGCACAGGAGGUCAUGGAGCAGAGUCAACCUCAGCCUCGACUCCAGCCCCAGCCACGGCCUACUGCAUCUGUGACAUCUAGGAUAAUACCAAGUUUGUCAAUGUUUACCAAGCCAAGAUUUGGUGGGUCCCACAUUUCUGCCGCAAAGCCAAAUCUAAGUGUGUCUAGGAGACCAUCUCAGGUUGAUGACCAACCCAGCACAGCAGUGUCCAGUGCCCCUACACCAAGCACCACUGUCUCUACACAAGAUCCUGGAGUUCCAGCCUCUGUCCCCAGAACCACUGCAGAUGUGACCAGUCCUGAGUCUUGCGGUAUUGUCUCGACUGCUCCUUCCGGGGCGUCAUUGCAAGCUCCAUCUGCAGUUCGACUGCAUCGUUUGUGGUCGGAGACCUUGCCGCCAGAGGACCACAGGUGGAUUGCCAGCAGGCUUUUUAAAAUGGGGCCCAAGGGAAAACCAGAGCUUCGAGACAACCUACAGCUCUGGUAUUACCCACCACAGCCAGCACUUAUUUAUAACCAGGCUCCAGCUCCAGACAGAUUUUUUUGUCAUGCUCUGUUGCUGUGGAUGCCGUACAAGCUGUGGAAGAUCAAGGCUGUCUGUCCCAAUUCUGCUUGCGGGCAGCAUCAGCUAACAGGAGGCGGUCUGCACAAAAGGGCACGGCAGGUUCUGGACAUCGAUAGGAUGUACAACAUGGUCACAGAAACCCUCAUCUGUACCAAAUGUAAAGCCUCGCAUGUGUCCUGGAGUCAGACUGUCCUGCAACAGCUGGAUCUGGGUCAUCGCUCUGAAUUUCGGGUCAUCCUCACGCGGAAGUAUGCCUGUGAUAUGAGAGUCAUUCGGCUCCUGCGUGAGCGUGGCCUAGGCAACAGUCCCACGCGGGUCAUCAAACAGCUGCGUGAGAACCACAGCGAGGAGUGGCUCCAGCGUAUGGCCCGGUACACCACCCAAUGUGUGGACUUCCUCAAACGACCCGGGGUGUUGCAAAUACCAUUCCAGGAACCCCCAGAGCCUACAGUGGUGCCAAGCUGCAAGUGGCUGCUCACCGUGUACAGCCAAGACAUCCUGACAAGACUGGAUGAAAUCCAUGCAAGGAUAACAUCCACGUAUGGUUCAGUCUUGAAAAUGGAUUCCACUAAAAAGAUCACUAAGAAGCUGGCUGGGACGGCAAGGGGAACGGGACUCUGGCUUACCUCUGUUGGCAAUGAGUUUGGUCAGGUGCUCAUGAGUGUGCUGACAGCACAGGAAGGAGCAGGACUGGACAUGAUGGUCGAUGGUCUGGUGAAGAGGUACCAGCAGGCUAGUGUGGAUCCACCUGCUGUUUUGUAUGUGGACUGUGGCUGCUGCACUGAUGUGGGUGAGACCAAGCUGAAAACCAGAUUCAGAGGUUGGCCUGAUCUCAUGAUUCGCUUGGACAUCUGGCAUUUUAUGCGCAGGAUUGCCGUGGGGUGUACAACUGAUGCCCAUCAGCUGUAUCCCAUCUUCAUGUCACAGCUGUCAGCGUGCAUUUUUGAGUGGGAUGCGGCUGAUGUUUCUAUGCUUCGCAAAGCAAAGAGAGAGCUGUUGUUAUCCCAGGGUUGGCCUGCGCUGACAGAUGAAGAUGUCAACAAGCAUCUUACCAGGGAUGAGCUGGCACUCCAUUGCCGGAGGAGGACCUGUGGAGAGGAGACUACCAUCCUUCUCCUUGAGCGGCUGCUCACAGAGCUCCUGAGCAGCAAGGGCAAAGACUCCCUGGGUGUUCCUCUCCUGGACCGAGAAAGGAUGGAGCACAUCUGGAAUGUCCAGAAGAAGCAUGUGAAAUGCAUUCAAGACCCCCCUGGUGUUGUGCUCUAUACAGAGACAGGGAGUCUAAACAAGGGAGGCGUUCUUCUGAAGACCUACAGAUGUGCCAGAGGCUCCACUUCUCUCGAGUCCUUUCAUUUACACCUAAACCGUUUCAUCCCAGGUAUUGUCUUUGUCACACACACUGUGCAUGUGUAA
Rhinichthys klamathensis goyatoka is the source of this 2289-nucleotide messenger RNA. RefSeq lists its product as uncharacterized. Bases 178 to 2289 code for a protein of 703 amino acids. The record is from RefSeq and is a predicted model, not a curated record. The transcript has 7 exons. NCBI's taxonomy places the organism in Eukaryota, Metazoa, Chordata, Actinopteri, Cypriniformes, Leuciscidae.